AGAGAAAAAGUAAAACAAGAGAAGAGACAAAAACGACACCAAAACAAACAAAACGAAAGCGUUUAAACGCAGACGCUAUAAGCUAUAGCGACGAAACUCACCGUAAUCGAAAAGCAAUACAAUUCAGACAGAGACUCUUCUCUCUCUGUCUCAUCUCAUCGAUUCCAUCCUUUUCAAUUUGAAAGUUUCAAAUUUCAAAUUCGAAGCUCUGAUCUUUCUUCUUUUGUGUUCUCGUUUCUCUCUUCGCUUCCGAUCGAUCCAAUUUUCUUCCCAUGGCUACGAUCGGACACAACAAUCUCAAUGCAAAAUUGGUUCUUCUUGGAGAUAUGGGUGCCGGUAAAUCCAGCCUCGUAUUGCGGUUUGUCAAGGGCCAAUUUCUUGAAUUUCAGGAAUCAACAAUAGGAGCGGCAUUCUUUUCGCAGACAUUGGCGGUAAAUGACGCGACGGUGAAAUUCGAGAUUUGGGACACAGCGGGACAAGAGAGAUACCAUAGCUUGGCUCCCAUGUAUUACAGAGGCGCUGCUGCUGCUAUCAUUGUCUAUGACAUCACUAGCUCAGAUUCAUUUACACGAGCUAAAAAGUGGGUUCAAGAGCUUCAAAAGCAAGGUAAUCCGAACAUGGUAAUGGCUCUUACUGGCAACAAAUCUGACUUGGAAGACAAAAGAAAAGUGACAGCCGAAGAAGCACGUAUAUAUGCAGAGGAAAAUGGUCUGUUUUUCAUGGAGACCUCUGCCAAAUCUGCAGCCAAUGUUAAUGAUGUAUUUUAUGAAAUUGCCAAGAGAUUACCAAGGGCUCAGCCAGCUCAAAAUCCAGCAGGGAUGGUUCUUGUUGAUAGACCCGCCGAAGGAUCUAGGGCUGCAUCAUGUUGUUCAUAAGUGUUUCUGCUGUAUUCACCUGCCUCACUUUAGUUCAUAUUGUUUUCAGUGGUUUGUAUGUACUGCACAGCACUUUGUUAUCACUGUUAUAUGGAGCUCCAACUGUGUAUGAAUGCAAUUUGCCACACAGAACUUAUUGAUUAAAUAUAUAUCCUUGGAAUGCA
Messenger RNA from Vicia villosa (hairy vetch), 1039 nucleotides. Its product is annotated as ras-related protein RHN1. The transcript is spliced from 7 exons. Bases 273 to 875 code for a protein of 200 amino acids. The record is from RefSeq and is a predicted model, not a curated record. Lineage: Eukaryota; Viridiplantae; Streptophyta; Magnoliopsida; Fabales; Fabaceae. Gene Ontology annotation, molecular function: GTPase activity; GTP binding.